This is a messenger RNA of Lytechinus pictus (painted urchin), 2058 nucleotides long. RefSeq lists its product as uncharacterized. The transcript is spliced from 5 exons. Lineage: Eukaryota; Metazoa; Echinodermata; Echinoidea; Temnopleuroida; Toxopneustidae. The coding region runs from base 1 to 1671 and encodes 556 amino acids. The record is from RefSeq and is a predicted model, not a curated record. Gene Ontology annotation, molecular function: protein binding.
AUGAGGCCGGUAGCCGUGUUCGCUCUCCUGGCUUGCCUAGGAUUUGUCGUAGACAGUGCUGUAGCAGCUCCUAGGUUAAACAUGAUCACGAAACGAGACGGAGAUUCUUGUGAUGGGGGUAAUGGAGACGGUUGUGAUGGAGGGGAUGGCGGAGGAGACGGUGGUGGAGAUGGAUGCGAUGGUGGUAACGGGGAUGGAUGUGACGGAGGUGAUGGCGGUGACGGUGGAGAUGGCGGCGGCGAUGGUGGAGGUGAUGGAGGUGGUGGUGAUGGAGGCGGCAAUGGUGGCUGCGACGGUGGAGGUGGUGACUGCGGUGGCGGUAAUGAUGGAAACGGCGGUGGUGGCGGUGGUGGUGGUGGCGGUGGUGAUGGAGGCGGAGGAGAUGGUGGUGGUGGAGGAGAUGGUGGUGGUGGAGGAGAUGGUGGUGGAGGAGAUGGAGGAGGUGGUGACGGUGGUGGCGAUGGAGGCGGCGAUGGUGGCGGAGACGGUGGUGAUGGCGGUGAUGGUGGUGCAUCUGCUGGUGGAAGUGGAGGCGGGAGCAGCAGCAGCAGCAGUGAAGAGGAAGGCGAUGCUGAAGGCGGUGACGGAGGUGGAUGCGAUGGUGGUGAUGGCGGCGAUGGUGGAUGUGAUGGAGGGUGUGACGGUGGAGACGGAGGUUGUGAUGGCGGCGACGGGGGCGAUGGAGGAGACGGAGGAGAUUGCAGCGGUAACAACUGUGAUGGUGGAGAUGGCGGAGACGGUGGAGGCGACUGUGGCGGUGGCGAUUGCGGAGGGGAUGGUGGCGGCGACUGUGGCGGCGACUGUGGUGGAAAUGGUGGUGACGGCGGUGGAGAUUGUGGCGGAGAUUGUGGAGGUGGUGACGGUGGUGGAGAUGGCGGAUGUGGAGGUGAUGGCGGGUGUGACGGAGGUGAUGGUGGCGAUGCUGGUGGAGCUUCGGCUGCUGACGGUGGAGGUGGAUGCACAGGAGGAGGAGGAAGCAGUAGCAGCAGCAGUGAAGAAGAAUGUGAUGGUGGGGAUGGAGGUGACGGAGGUGAUGGCGGUGGAGAUGGUGGCGGAGACGGUGGUGGAGACGGUGGCGGUGAUGGCGGCGAUGGAUAUGAAGAAAGCAGUGCAGACCCCCCAGGUGGAAGCUACAACAAUGUAUUCCCUCCUUCUCGCCCUCAGUUCAUCCCAAUCUACAUUCCUAGGUGGGUCGGUGGGCAGAGUGGCGGAGACGGUGAUGGAGGUGACGGUGGUGAUGGAGGUGAUGGUGGUGAUGGAGGUGAUGGCGGAGAUAAUGGUGAUGGCGGAGAUGGUGGUGGUGAUGGCGGAGAUGGUGGUUGCGAUGGCAACGGAGGCGAGGGAUGCGAUGGUGGUGAUGGAGGAGGAGGAGGGAAUGGAGGAGAUGGCGGUUGCAACCUGGCUGGUGGUGAAUUAUGUGACGCUGGAGGGAAUGGAGCUGGUGGUAUCGAAGAGAGAACUGGAGCUGGCGGUAAUGGCGGCGGGAUCGGCGGUGGAGGAAACGGUGGUUCCACCAGACAUGGAUGUACUAAAUGCCCAGCAAAUAUGGUAAAGCAGUACAAGGUAUGUGGUUCUAACGGAAAGACCUAUGAAAGUCCAUGUCACCUAAGCUACGAAGCCUGUUCCAAAGCCAACAAGAAGCUCACGAUGACCAAGAUAGGGCGCUGCUAAAAUGGAACGGUGAUGAUGUUUAGUCAUUUGUUACAUAAUCACAAGACUGGAAACAUACAACCGUAUGAUGUACUAUCUCCACAAUUUGAAUUACAUAAAACAAAUCCUUGAUCUCUUGUAUAUUUGUUUCGAUACUCCAUUCGUCUUUGUUCUGUUGGUGAUGUUAUAUCAUUGUAAUCCUUCUUACGCACCUUUUACUAAAAAUUGUAGUUUGCCUUUGAUCAUUUUUUUUGGUUUCAUGUCAACUCUUUUACCUUUUUUGUUUGUCCAAGUUUUGUACUCUGUUCUUUUACGUUGAUUUUAUUUCUGUUUUGCUUUGCUGUAUGAUUUCGUUUCUAGUGUCUUAUUUAUUUGCAUUCCUAUGCAUAGAAAAAAUAAAUUGUUUUG